UCAUAAAUAAACACCCCCUUUUGUUUAGUUCUCAACAUUAUUCUGAGAGUUUUAAAGCGGAAUACACCUUGAUUGUGGUAGAAAGGAUGUGAAAAGGAACAUUUCUUCAGUUCCUGGAUGUCAAGAAGUGUGCGAAGGCAAUGGAAUCCGUGUCAGCGAUCUCUGAUCGACUGUCCAUUCCAAAACAUCACUGUCGCUGUUUGUCAAAAACAAGAAUCGUCUGCAUUGUAACCAAUGAUUGGUAUAAAUGUUUAAGACAAGGGAAAGUAGGAACCAUUCCUGCUACUGAUAUCUUUAACCCAACAGAAGCUGAGAGACUUUUAGCAGCAUCAUCAAUAUCUCUUCCGGAAUCAUGGUUACGCAUAGCAAUAAAAGUUGUAAAGAAACAAGAAGAACUAGUUGAAAGAUUACGGAUUGAUAAUCUUCACAAUGGUAACAUCGCCAGUAAUAUCUUUGAACAUCUGGUUUAUGUGGCACAUGAAAAUUUUAAUACAAAAUGGAAGACAGCUCAUCAUUUGUAUCUGGGAUCAAAUAACUCAAAACAUAAAAAAGAAUUACAAAGAUUCAGUGCUUCAAUUUACCAAUAUGUUGAUAAAUUCAAACCAGAUAUUUACAUCAAUCUGGACUCUACAGGAACAAUAUUACCGCUAUCGUCAAAGAGGCAAAGUACCCCACAUCCAAAUUUAGUACCCCUCUCAGUUUUAAUAGAGACAGCCUCCCAUUUCUUUUUUGUGCAGCCCUAUGUUUCUUACACCUUACAUAAUAUCGUGUUCUUUAGUCCUAGUGUGUUGUCAUCCUCGACAGCCAAUUCACUUUUUAUUGUGUAUCAGUUGCUUCAUGCUAUGCAUUGUUUACAUCAACAUGGUAUCUCGGCAAAAGGUAUCAAAUUAAGCAAUAUUUUAAUCAAUCAAAAUUUAUGGAUUUCAUUAACCACACCGCAAAUUAAAACAUGGAUGAUCAAAGCCCGAGAAGAAUCAAAAGAAUUGUUAGUAGUGUCAAAAAAUUGUGAUGUUCUUGAAGGGGAAAGAUCCCCGGAACGUCGUUUCAGGGCAUCAUCGGAAAGAGAAGAACUUGUAAGCCAGGCCCGUGAGGUUUUGAAAUCCUGUACGUACAAGCAAUAUACGAUCAAAGAUCUUCCUUCUAUUGUUGACCGCUGGGUCUGUAAAAAAUUAACGAACUUUGAAUACCUUAUGAUUUUAAAUCACUUAGCAGGACGAGUCAUGAACGAUCCAAAUAAUCAUCCAGUUUUACCGUGGGUAAAGGAUUUUACGACACCAGAGUUUGGACACAGAGAUUUAACGAUGUCUAAAUAUAGAAUAAACAAGGGAGACUAUCAGCUUGAUUUUACGUAUAAUUCUAUGAUAGGAAUGGAUGAUAACGGAGAACAUAUACCACACCAUGUUUCCGACGUUUUGUCCGAUAUUACAUAUUACGUUUACAAAGCAAGACGGACGGAAAAAAGUAUUUUGUGUACGCACGUUCGGACUAACUGGGUUCCACAUGAGUAUCCUAGCAGUAUGCAAAGAAUGCAGGAAUGGACUCCAGACGAAUGCAUCCCUGAAUUUUACACAGAUCCAACAAUUUUUGUUUCUAUACAUGAAGAUCUGCCUGAUCUUGAAAUUCCACAGUGGUGCAGCUCAGCUUAUGACUUUAUUUUAAAACAUAUGGCAGCUUUAGAGAGUGAUAUUGUUUCGGAGAUGUUACAUCAUUGGAUUGAUCUUACAUUUGGAUACAAGUUAACAGGUGCUGCAGCGGUUAAAUCUAAGAAUGUGUAUCUCCAGUUAGUUGAUAAUCACAAGUCUAUUAGCAAUCACGGUGUCGUACAGCUGUUUACCGAGCCACAUCCACAUAAACUUUCAACAUCACAGAUCUAUAGUUCUUUACAUCCACCCAAAAUACCCAGAGAAGUUCUACCAGCUCAGAUGAUGAUGUUUAGUUCAAGUUCAAGUGGUCCAGAGACAGUUGUACAUGAAUUGAGUUCCAUGGAGAUUGUUGAUUUAGUUGACAAGACACGGCCAGAAUCAGCAGUAAUACAUCUACCUAAAAACUAUAAUAUACUACAACCUCUCGAUGAUUAUGAAAGUCAGUUUAACUUUUCUAGUAAAUCAUUACUUCAUUUGCCUGCUACACAAGAUCAAAAGAGUAAAAGUUACCUGGACGAUGAAGUGCGAGAUAUUUUAACAGAAGAUUUGGCCGUAUUCAUCUGUAACAUGUGUGAAAUUUUCCUCUCCCCGAAAGUUCGAGCUCUGGGACCAAAUUUAUCAAACAUAGAAAGAUACAAAUUAAUCCGAUCUAUAUGUUCAUCUGAUUGUGAAGAACUCCCAAGACCACUUAGGAAAGCUACAGGUUUUCUAUUUAAAAACUUAAUAAUUGAUGAAAGCUCUGAAGAUAAAAAGUUAUUUCGAUAUCUGUCCGAUAAUGAAGAGGGAAUCCCCCUACCAUCCCCUAGUUAUUUACUGCAGCCCUAUUCUCAUAUACUACCCUUCCCAGAAUACUUUGAUAAACUUUACACCUGCUUGACAGAAAUCAAACAAAAAGACGCAGAAAUUGAAAAACUACGCUGGAGUAAGAUGACACCUGCUGAAAAAAAUUCUAUGACGAAAUGUUUACAACGAGAAAAGAUUCCGCUCUUAGAACAAUUCCUUACAAAAUAUCACAAUAAACUGGGUCAAGAGGGGUUAGAUAUUCUAUCACCAUAUAUAGAAGAACUAUUUGAAAAUGAAAUAACGACAGUCCAAGCGGCAUGGUGUUUCCUUAAUACCAUGAGUAGGGAAUUAGGAAAAGUUGAAACAGCGAAGAGACUGUUGCCGCAUCUUAUUAAGUUGUUCAGUGGGGAAAAUUCUACAGCGAAACAUGUUAAACUAUAUCAUAGACAAUUCCUCAUGCAGCUCAUCGUCCGUUUAGGAUUAAAAACAUUUAUUUUGAAUUUCUCGACUCUUUUAGUCGAAGCUGUGUCCGGUUUUAAAGAUUUUUAUGUACCCAGUAAAUUUUACAAUGAAGAACUUUUAGAGGAGAUGGAUCAAGAAGAGCUGACAAACACAAGUCCGAAUUGGGAUCCUAAUAUGGCAAUGAAUCGAUCUCCCAAUGAACUGAAUAUCGAGCAACCAAAUGAGUUCUCUUUUCAAACCAGUUACAGUUGGGAAACGGGUAAAGAUGAAAGUACACAAGCAGACGUGGACGAGAUUGAAGACGAUUUCCCAGACAAUAUGUCGUUGGAAGACGAAGAAGAAGAAGAAAAUCGAAACAUUCCUCGGUCUGUAGAUUCAACAAGUGUGGGUAAAAUGUCCAUGGGUAGCGAGGACAGCGAGAAUCAACAGUCGGUUGAUGAAGAGAAUUCCGUAGAGGAUGAUGCGGGCGUGUUUGGAAGUGUGGCCUCAAUUCACAGUAUAUCCCACCUUUUAGAACAAUCACGCGAUAAGUUGUCGAGUAUUGAUGAAAGCAAUACUGGUUUGUUAAAUGAAGAUAAUCCAAAUGUUGAAUACAGGGGUUUAGUGUCGGACACGGAAAGCCAUGACGAAGAAGAUGAAAAUCCUAAACAAUUUUAUUUGACAGCAGAAGGAGGGGAUGAAACUCUCACCCCAAAGAGAAAAGAGAGCAUGGUACGAAGUGAAACAGAGGAUCUUAUGAUGAACAUAUCAAUAUCGAGUCCAACGGAUAUUUUGAAUAUUCGCGAUGUGGCGACGGAAAGUGUAAAAUGGCUAUGCCAUAAACUUGGACCUGUUCUUACAGCCAAACAUUUAUCCCGUAAUUUAAUACGGAUGAUCUCAUUGUGUUAUAUGGGUGAAGAACAGUUACGACCACUGGAAAAAACAGAUAAUUAUAAUUUGAAGUCAUCCAAGUUGAUAGUUGGUGAUACCCACUCUCAUAAAAUAUUAGAAUGUUUAGGUUUUGUAGCGGAGUUGUAUGGUGAACAAGUUAUAUUACUUCAAUAUUUACCAUGUAUAGUUGAUUUAGUUUCUGUUUGUCAGAAGCGAUUGACACAUCGUUCAGAAACUGGUUUAUUUGGUGCAUUGUUAUUGUUACGAUAUAUUAUACCAUUUCUUUCUAAUAAAACUCUCAUGGAUGUUAUUAGUGAUGUUUUUGUUAAAGAUACAUUGAUACCAAUUAUUAAACUGGUUACCUCCCCUUCUAUAUCCUUCCCAGGUGGCAGCCUGAUUCGUUCUGUUAUUAGUCAUAAGAUUAUAGAUGUUUUAUAUGUUAUUGGAUUACGAUUAGGAUUUGAAAUGACUCGUACACAUCUGAAUCAACCUAUGCAGUUGUUCUUUGAUGCCUUUAAUUUUGUCCACGGUAAAAAUUCUGCAAAUAAUUUCAACUUAGAAUCUACCUCACCGUCAGUUAUCGGAAGUCAGGGUUCUGAAGAAGGGUAUUUAACAAUCAAGAUGGAUUCUACAACCAGAGAAUAUAAGAUAGGUACACCUGUAUCUGUCAGCAGUAUUCAUAUGGCAGCUCAACGACCUAAACAUGAACAAUCAUCAAAAUAUCAUAGUUUAUCAUCUAUCAACUUGCCAGAUGAAAGGGAGGAACUGAAUUCUGAGAAUAAAAACUAUGACAAUAAAGAGGGUGGUCAACAAGAAUUAGCCAAUGUAUUUACACCAGAAUUGGCUCUAGCUGCUUACGUUCCUAUCUGUGGUGUAUUUGGAGGGAUCCAUAUGGAAUGUAAUUUAUAUUGUGAUGAUUUAAUGAGACAGUUAUGUUCUCAACAAGAUCAAACAGCUGACCAACAUCUACAACAAUCAGAUGAUACUAUUAUUGAUGAUGGAAUAGAUACGUUAACAAGUGUAGAGGAUUGUGGGAAUGAAGUAUUAGGUGGUAUAGGACGUAACGUAGCUAUGAUAGGUAACCGGAUUCAGUUAACAGAGAGUGUUGAGACAACUAGUUCAACUAUAACAGAGUUAGGUCGUAAUUAUAGACAUUCUGGUAUAUUGUCUAUAUAUCCUGAUGAUCUUAUGUUUGAUAAUUCAGAAACCUAUAAGGGAAGACAUUUAAGAGGAAAUUGGUUGGCCUACUGGGAACAUGAAUUAGGUUUACAUGAAAGAGAUACGUCCUUCAACUUUAAACAAAUUAAACUUCAAACAUUUGUUGGUCAUACAAACAGUAUAAGAUCAUUACAUGUAAUUGAUGUUUUAUAUUUUAUAUCAUACCAACAGUAUAAGAUCUUUGUAUGUAAUGAAUGUUUUAUAUUGUAG
This is a messenger RNA of Patella vulgata (common limpet), 5186 nucleotides long. Its product is annotated as WD repeat-containing protein 81. Gene Ontology annotation, biological process: aggrephagy. NCBI's taxonomy places the organism in Eukaryota, Metazoa, Mollusca, Gastropoda, Patellidae. The record is from RefSeq and is a predicted model, not a curated record. The coding region runs from base 141 to 5186 and encodes 1681 amino acids. Gene Ontology annotation, cellular component: mitochondrion. Gene Ontology annotation, molecular function: phosphatidylinositol 3-kinase regulator activity. The transcript is spliced from 19 exons.